UACAGGAGAUGACCAGAGACUGCGCACAUAGUACAGGAGAUGACCAGAGACUGCGCACAUAGUACAGGAGAUGACCAGAGACUGCGGACACAGUACAGGAGAUGACCAGAGACUGCGGACAUAGUACAGGAGAUGACCAGAGACUGCGGACACACUACAGGAGAUGACCAGAGACUGCAGACACAGUACAGGAGAUGACCAGAGACUGCAGACAGUACAGGAGAUGACCAGAGACUGCGGACACUGUACAGGAGAUGACCAGAGACUGCGCACAGGAGAUGACCAGAGACUGCGGACACAGUACAGG
This is a messenger RNA of Staurois parvus, 307 nucleotides long. NCBI's taxonomy places the organism in Eukaryota, Metazoa, Chordata, Amphibia, Anura, Ranidae. The record is from the annotation of a GenBank genome assembly.